Chlorella variabilis is the source of this 762-nucleotide messenger RNA. RefSeq lists its product as hypothetical. The coding region runs from base 1 to 762 and encodes 253 amino acids. The transcript has 7 exons. Lineage: Eukaryota; Viridiplantae; Chlorophyta; Trebouxiophyceae; Chlorellales; Chlorellaceae. The record is from RefSeq and is a predicted model, not a curated record.
AUGAGCAGGCCCGCAAGCUCAGAAGUGCUGCUGGCCAAUGCUGAGGUCGUGGAUAAGUUCUCCAGCUACGAGGAAUACCUCUCCUCGUUUAUCACGCAAGCAGACUUGACAUAUCUGCCCGAUGCGGCGACCGCGCGGCGGGUGGUGGAGCUCGGGUACAUGCACGGCGGCGGCGAGGUGCUGCGGCGGGAGGAGUUUGAGGCCAGCAAGGCGGCCCUUGCUGCACACCGCGAGGCGCUGGCCAACCCGCAGCCCAAGCGCCUGCUCAGCGCGGGCAGGGACCUGUCCCGGCACCCCCUGCUGCAAGCGCUGGCGGAGCGCGAGCUGCCUGUGCGGCGCGGCAUGCUGGCCACAAUUGUGUUCCUGCGGGACAGGAACACGCGGGGGCAGGAGGUGAGCGGGUACAUCGACCUGGGGCAGCGCCUGGCGGGCGACGAGGCGGGCAUGGUGGCGGCGUUUGGGCUGGAGGCGCGCUUGCUGCCGCAGCCCACAGACCUCUCCUGCCUCAACUGGACCUCCAACCGCCUCGACUCGUGCAGCAGCGCCAACUUCGAGGCAAGCCCCUGCCGCGUGGUGUUGAGUGUGCAGGUUGUGGCGGACCCAGAGACGGGGCUGUCGUUCAAGAACCGGCGAGACCGCAAGGUCAUCAUCGUCGACCCCGCCGCCCCUUCCCCUGGAGACUACACCACACGUAUCGAGGUGCAGACGGAGGAGUACGAGCAGGCAGUCAUAUUCGACCACGUCAUUGGCAGGAGGACCUAG